GGGAUUGAUCUUGGUAACCAUUGUUUACAAGGUCCGCCAUAGAGUCGCGUAGUUAGUCGUGUGUUUGGGUUACAGUGAAUAACAUACACAAAGAGAGAAGAUGUCUGAUUUUGGAUCUGAAGAGGGUGAGGAGGAUCAGGGCCCCUACCUUGGAGAAUAUGAAGGAGGAAGAAAUGAAAAUGAAGAAAGGCAUGGGCAUGGAAAAGCAACGUUACCAAAUCAAGACACAUACGAGGGAAUGUAUGACUGUGGAAAACGACAUGGUCAAGGUGUUUAUAGAUUCAAAAAUGGAGCAAGAUACAUUGGAGAAUAUUUAAAAAAUAGAAAACAUGGUCAAGGAACAUUCAUAUAUCCAGAUGGUUCAAAAUAUGAAGGAAGCUGGGUCGAUGAUCAGAGGUGUGGAUUUGGAAAAUACUCCUACGUUAAUGGUGAUACAUAUGAGGGAGAAUGGAAAGAUCACCAGCGACACGGUCAAGGAACAUACACAUAUGCUGCAACCGGCACAAAGUAUGUAGGCAGGUGGCAAAUUGGGAAAAGAGAAGGACAUGGCGAACUGAUUCAUGCAAACCAUAAAUAUGUUGGCGUGUUCAAAGAAGAUAAACCAAUGGGAAAAGGAAAAUAUGUCUUUGAUAUUGGAUGUGAACAACAUGGAGAAUACAUUCCUAUUGAGCAGGAGAAGGAAGAUAAGCUGGAUGAUGAAGAACCUUCAGCAAAUAUAAUCCCAAAAUGGAAGGCUGGACAAGUUACAGCUAUUCACCUGAAAACGGAGGAGGACAUGGAGGAAGAGGCCAAAGAGCAAGCAGAAGAAGCUGCUGGUGAAAAAGAAAACCAAGAACAAACAUCUGAACAGCCUGCAGAAUCACAAGGGGAGACAACUGAAGAAAAGAAGGAAGAGAAACCAGAAGGUGGGGAGACAGAAGAAAAGAAAGAGGAAGAACCAGCUCAGGAAACUGCCCCAGAAGGAGGGGAGGAAACCACGGCUGGGGGAGAAGACGGGGGAAAUCAAGAGACAGCUGAUGCUCCAAAGGAAGAAACACCAGCGGAAUAAUUCAUAUCAUUAUUUUCAUCUAGUUAUUAAAUAGUGACUAUUUGUUCAUUCUCUUUUGAAAGAAAUACAGUUUGAGACUUUGAGUACAAGAGUGAACAUUCUUGAAUAAUAAGGAAUAUCAGUAUUAUGAUGGCAGGACAUGUGUCUUCACUCCUUCAUGUCAAUUCAGAUAAAUGUGAAAAAAGAACUCUCUUUGUGAACCAGCUGUGUACAAAUCACAUCGUCAAUAAAUUAUUUAUCUUUUUUAA
Saccostrea cuccullata (small rock oyster) is the source of this 1296-nucleotide messenger RNA. Its product is annotated as radial spoke head 1 homolog. The transcript is spliced from 2 exons. Gene Ontology annotation, cellular component: cytosol. Lineage: Eukaryota; Metazoa; Mollusca; Bivalvia; Ostreida; Ostreidae. The record is from RefSeq and is a predicted model, not a curated record. Bases 101 to 1048 code for a protein of 315 amino acids.